Molecule: messenger RNA, 2097 nt
Organism: Micropterus dolomieu (smallmouth bass)
Lineage: Eukaryota; Metazoa; Chordata; Actinopteri; Centrarchiformes; Centrarchidae
Product: adhesion G protein-coupled receptor B3-like
Exons: 13
Coding region: 1-2097 (698 amino acids)
Biological process (GO): negative regulation of angiogenesis
Cellular component (GO): plasma membrane
Molecular function (GO): G protein-coupled receptor activity
Source: RefSeq, a predicted model, not a curated record
AUGUUUCCUAAGAACUAUACAAACUGUACAUGGACGCUGGAGAACCCAGACCCUACCAAAUACAGCAUCUACCUGAAGCUAUACAAGCGAGACUUGAGCUGCUCUGAAUAUUCUUUGCUUGCUUAUCAGUUCGAUCAUUACUCACACGAAAAGAUCAACGAAUUGCUGAAAGUCAACGAGUCUAUAGUGUACCUGUGCGAUUCAAAGAAUAUUUAUGUAUUUUUGCUGUAUGACAAGAAUUUCGUUCAACUACGGAGAGUUUUCCCUUAUGAUUAUAACGGAUUGACACCACAGAAGCUGGAUGAGGAAGAGAAGUCCAUUGUGGAGUUUUUGGUGUUGAACAAGGCGAGCCCCAGCCAGUUUGGGUGUCAAGUACUUUGUACGUGGCUGGAAAACUGCCUGAAAUUAGAGAAAGGGACAGUGGAGACAUGUGGGAUCGUGUACACAAAAUGCACCUGUCCUCAGCAUUUAGGCGAUGGAGAAUCAGAGAGUAUGCUCAUGCUCAACAACGUGGUUUUACCUUUAAAUCCACAAACGGAGGGUUGCUUGUCACCCCAACUACAAGCUGGGCAGAUCUGCAAUCUGAGUGCAGAGGUGAAACGGCCUCCUAAAGAAGGCAAUGUAAACUGCCCAGAAAGUCUGAAAGCUACAUUUCUUAGAUUAGUGCUUCAACCCAGGGCCCAGCUUGGCAGUGUCAUGGAGGUGACAGAAUAUGGAAUGAUCGGAGAGCAUACAGUAAAAAGUCAGCGGCCAAGAUCAGUUCAUGACACAAAGGCCCUGCAGGAGCAAGCUGAAUCUGCUAAAUUUAUGGCACAAACUGGUGAAUCAGGUGCAGAGGAGUGGUCCCAGUGGAGCUCAUGCUCUGUAACAUGCGGUCAAGGGUCGCAGGUGCGAACAAGAACAUGUGUCUCACCAUACGGAACACACUGCAGCGGCCCUUUAAGAGAAUCAAGGGUUUGCAAUAACACUGCCCCUUGUCCAGUACACGGUGUAUGGGAGGAGUGGUCACCGUGGAGCCUGUGCUCAUUCACAUGUGGCCGAGGUCACCGCACUAGGACUAGGAUGUGUGCCCCUCCCCAGCAUGGAGGCAGGGCCUGUGAUGGACCUGAGACCCAGACUAAGCUUUGCAACAUAGCCCUAUGCCCAGUGGACGGACAGUGGCAGGAGUGGAGCUCUUGGAGCGAUUGCUCGGUGACCUGUGCCAAUGGCACUCAGCAGAGGACCAGGCAGUGCUCAGCGGCUGCCCAUGGGGGAUCUGAGUGUCGCGGUCACUGGGCAGAAAGCAGAGAGUGCCAUAAUCCUGACUGCACAGCUAACGGCCAGUGGAAUCCUUGGGGUCCGUGGAGUGGCUGCUCGAAGUCCUGCGACGGCGGAUGGCAGAGGCGAGCCAGGGUGUGUCAGGGGGCAGCGGUGACUGGCCAGCAGUGUGACGGCACCGGAGAAGAAGUCAGAAAGUGCAGCGACCAGCGCUGUCCAGCACCGUAUGAGAUUUGUCCAGAGGACUAUGCAGUGUCAAUGGUGUGGAGAAGAACGCCUUCAGGAGAACUGGCCUUUAAUAGAUGCCCGCCCAAUGCCACAGGCACCACUAGUCGACGCUGCUCUUUGGAUCACCGUGGUAUGGCCUUCUGGGAGCAGCCCAGCUAUGCUCGAUGCAUAACAAAUGAAUUCAGAUACUUGCAGCAAUCAGGGCACCUUGCUAAGGGCCAGAGGAUGCUGGCAGGGGAUGGCAUGUCCCAGGUUACAAAAAACCUGCUGGACCUCACCCAGAGGAGGAACUUCUAUGCUGGUGACCUUCUGUCUUCCGUGGAGAUCCUUCGCAAUGUGACGGAGACCUUCAAGAGAGCCAGCUAUGAGCCAUCUUCAGAUGAUGUGCAAAACUUCUUUCAAAUCAUCAGCAACCUCCUGGAAGAGGAAAAUAAGGAGAAAUGGGAAGACGCGCAAAAGAUCUAUCCCGGAGCAGUGGAGCUCAUGCAGGUCAUAGAGGAAUUCAUCCACAUCGUUGGAUUGGGCAUGAAGGAUUUUCACAAUGCCUAUUUGAUGACUGGGAACCUGGAGGCGCUCAAGUUCAGCAUCGCUGAUCCGCCUGCCUUGGCUUAG